UUUAAAGCUUACCGCGAAAUGGUCAAAGAACUACAAUUAUUACGAGAUAUGACAAUGUCACCUAACGUGCUACAAUUCUAUGAGGAACCUGAUGGUAUGAACUCGAUGUCAGUUGUCCACGGACAUCCACCAUACGUCGAGCCACUGUGUUUUAAAGGAAACUACUGGCCUGAUGCAAGAUCCGAUAUUUAUAGUCUUGGAGUGGUUUUAUGGGAAUUAUCUAGUGGUCGACCACCAAUGACACAGAUCAGUCCAUCAGCAAUAGGAUAUAAUGUUGUAAUGGGCAUGCGUGAAUCUCCAAUUAUAGGAACACCAGACAGCUAUGUGCAGUUAUAUACAGAAUGUUGGGAUGGCAAACCAGAAAAUCGACCAAAUAUCGAUAGUGUUUAUGAUAGAAUAAAAUUUAUUGAGUGGCCAGAAGAGACUGAUGAUGUGAAGAAUUUAAAUAUGGAAUUUUCAGAUUCAAUAUCGAGUUCUAUCUCUGAAUUAAUAACCCAAGAAAAGUAUUAUAAACAAUAUCCCAAUUUGGCUGGCUUUAGCUAUCAGGCAGGGCUUGGGACAGAGAUGGAUUCCAUUAAGGCAAAACCCUUUUAUGAAAUGUUUGCACAAAAUAAUAAUCAUUGGUUGCUCG
Molecule: messenger RNA, 631 nt
Organism: Ambispora gerdemannii
Lineage: Eukaryota; Fungi; Glomeromycota; Glomeromycetes; Archaeosporales; Ambisporaceae
Source: the annotation of a GenBank genome assembly